AAGGAUGUACAAAGACUCAUUGCAGGCACAGCAGAAUUUUAACACUGACGCCCCGAGCUUGAGUUGCGCUAAGCACUAUACUGCUCUGGGGGAAGAAAGAAUGUGUACCAAUAUCCAUCAAAUUCUGGAGAAUGAUUGUUUAAAAGAAGCUGUUACAGAGAAGCGUUGUGUUGAGACUAGCACUGUUUUGUCAGACGUUCAGCUGGCUUGUUGUUGGCAAUAUUGUGCCUUCCCCCAUAACAAACGAGACGUGUGUAUUUGGAAUAUCCAUAAUCCUCUUCUGCAGAGCCUGGAAUUAAAAGGCCACCAUCAGUCAGUUACUGCUCUAACAUUUGGGCACCACUCUGAACCAACACUUCUGUGUUCCGCAGCUGAAGAUUAUGUAAUUAUAUGGGAUAUGGAAGCAUGCCAAAUGAGAAUACAACAAGGCUCGGUACUGACAGGAACUAUUGUUGGAACUCUGCUGGGAAAAGUGCUGUACUUAUGCUUCAGUCCAGAUGACCAAAUGAUGGCUGCCUGUGCAGAUAACAAAAUCUAUGUAUUGAACUGUAAGCAGGAGGAUGUUUUGGCAGUCUUCAAAGCCCACCUUGGUGUGGUAACAGCUGCAGAGUUUUGUCCUUGGCAGCCAAACAUACUUGUAUCAAUCUCUGAAGACAGGACCUUUAAGGUUUGGAAUCUCACCAAUAAAUUAUUGCUGUAUCAGUCAGCAGUAUUAUCAAGUAGUCCUCUGUUAAGCUUGUGCAUGGACAGCAGAGCCAAACAAUUUAUUACUGGAUCUGCUAAUGGACAGCUCGAUAUUUUUACAUCACUGAUUGGGCAGCAGUGCCACCGUGUGCUGCAUAUCGACCUACAGAAAGAACAGCAAAAAUAUAACUUCAAGAUCUUGGAAAAAAACAGGUUGUCAGAGAAUUCAGAUGUUGAGUGUACAAGCAGUUUGAGUAAUUGUGGGGCUCUGCAUUACUCUUCUGUCAGUAUCAAUGACAAUGAUUUGGAAAGUGGAUCGUAUGCAUGUAUGGAAUUUCCAGUCCUCAGAAUGAUUCACUGUGAAUAUUUAUUAAGUAGCUUGUUGAAAAAGGAUUCAAGUGUUCCAGGAAAUUCCAGCAGCCUGUGGGUAGGGACGAUACAAGGGAUAUUCAAUAUUAAUCUUGCUACCGGAGAAUUUGAUGCUGCUGUACAAUUGGAAGAUCAUCUUGGGUUAAGCAUUCGGACAGCUGGAUCUUAUGCAAUAGGAAUUAGAAGCACUGACAAGAUUUUCUGCCUUCUUUCUUCUAUGUUUGGAAAGCAUAUUGUUCUGCUGGAAAUUGAUUUACAUGAGCUUGCAAGAAAGUGUCUGCAGUCUAAAAACCAAGGGGAAGCACUCUGUGUCAUUGCCAGGGCUCCUUUGCUGCCCACCUCCCUUUUAAACUGUGAUGCAAAGCAGAAAGAGAAGUCAGCAGUUCUAUCAAAGAUGGUCAGCAGUGUCAAAGACAAGCCGGUGGUGUUUCAUACCAAAGUGAAGUCUUCUGGCUACACCUCAGCACCAAGCAUCAACAUGUUCACACCAAAGUUAAAUCCUCCAAAACAUGCCAGCUCUGCCCUGAAGGAGAAAAAUAACAGUCUCAAGGGAAUUACCAAAGAAUACCCACUGGACAGUCUGGCACCGAGCAAGCUUAGCGCACGAGUUGAUGUUUCAAACCAGCCAACACCUGUCUGCUGCAUCCAGUACUCAGGGGAUGGAAAGUUACUGGCUGUGGGAUUGGCUGACAAAUCCAUGCUAGUUUAUAAUGCUUCACUAAGUGGAUCCCCAGCUGUUUUUACAGGCCAUGAUGGGGCAGUGAACUGCUUGGAUUGGACACAAAAUAAUAAAUGGCUUUUAACAGCAUCAGAAGAUAGGUCAUUAUGGAUCUGGCCAGUUCGUGGCUCAACCCCCGCACUGAUGCUGGGUCUGGAAACACUUUCAAGGCCAGCACGAUCAGCUCAGUUCUAUUAUAUGGACAAAUUUCUGUUGUUCUCUUCAGGAUCUGAGUUUCAGCUGCAUAAAUACCACUUGGAUACAAGCAGGGAUGACAUUAAAAGUUAUAGAAAGAAGAGCAAACACAAAUUGGUUGGCAAGUUCAAGAUGGCUGCCACACAGGAAAUCAGUUGCCUCUCUGCAGUGAAUGACUUCUACUCCUACAUUGUCCUGACAGCUGGCACAAAUCGUGCUUUGGAAGUGUUUGAUCUGAAUGUUGGUCAGAGUGUAGUAACUGUUCCAGAUGCUCAUACUAGACCCGUGCACCAGAUCUGCCAGAACAAUGGAUCAGUGUUUAGUAGUCAGCCUUCAGAAUUAUACAAUCUCUUUCUGACCACUGCUGUAACUGAUGGGAUCAAACUGUGGGACUUGCGCACAUUAAGUUUAAACUUCAAGCCAUGUAAUUAUGCCUGACUUGCCUGACAGUUCUGUACUCCUCCAGAUGAACAUCACCAACUGUUGCAGAAAACACUGAGUCAGAUCUUAAACUUAAAAAAAAUGAAUAAAGAGGAAAAUAAGAAACAGAAUUAGAAGUGGCCCCUUUGCCCUUCAUCCCUGCUUGGCUAUUGAAUAAGAUCUUGAAUAUCAUUGGGGGGGGAAGUACAAGAACCUGAAGGCACACUCAACAAUUUAGGAACACCUUCUUCCCCACUGCCAUUGGAUUUCUGAAUGGUCCAUGAACCCAUGAAUACUACUUUACUAUUACUUUUUUAUCAGCAAUAUUAUUUUUGUAAUUUAUAAUCAUUCUUAUGUCUUUGUGCUGUAUUGCUUCUGUAAAAGAAAAAAAAAAUUCACACUUAAGUCAGUGAUUCCCAUUCAGAUUCUGUUUAGCCUCUGAUCCUCAACAGGAUGUGAAUUCUGAGUGACUGGUCCCUUAUCUUGAGACUGUGAUAAUGGUUCUAGUCACUACAGCCAGUGUUGAGGUCACAAAAUAAGUGACAUCCAAACACCUACCCAUCAAGCCUUGUGAGAACUUGAAGUGUAACUCUGAGAUUCCAAACCCACUGACAUAGUUAAACUGGACACCUAUGCUGAGGAAAUUGACUGACAUUUUGAAGUCCAUUCUGGGAGAUCUCUGUGAACUAUUUAUACCUUGAGAACCCCCUGUGCUAUGACUCUGAUGUAUCGGUAGGUAGUCUGUGCCUGUUCCACUAUGGAAGAAAUAACCCAAAGGACAAAGGGUAGACACAUCCAGUUUAUUUACAAGAAAUCAAUUUCAAAUAGUAAUAAUCAGACCUCUAGAAUUUUGUUUAAUCUUCUCAAGUAAUUAUAUAGUACAAUAAAAAUUGCUUUGAAACUUUGCACCUGGAGUCUAGAAGAAAUCAGAUUUUAUUGUAAGUCAUUAUUUCAAAAACCUUCGUAAAUACCCAAGUUAUUUAAUCAGAAUUAAAUUUUAAAAAAUCAAGUUCUCGAUGUAUUUUUCACUGUAAGUAUAAUGUAUUCUUAACAUGAGAAAGUCUACAGAUGCUGAAAAUCCAAAGCAACAUGUACAAAAUGCUGGAGGAACUCAGCAGGUCAGACGGCAUCUGUGGAGAGGAAGUCAACAUUUCAGACUGACACUCUUCUUCAGGACUGGAAAGGAAGGGGGAAGAUGCCAGAAUAAAAAGAUAGGGGGAGGGGAGGGAAGAUAGCCGGAAGGUGAGAGGUGAAGCUAGGUGGGUAAGAAAGAAAAAGUGCUGGAGAAGAAGGAAUCUGAUAGGAGGGGAGAGUGGACCAUGGGAGAAACGAAGAAGGAGGUGAUAGGUAGGUGAGAAGAGGAAAGAGGCCAAAGGGGGUAAUAGAAGAAGAGGUGAGGUGAGGGAAAUUUUUUUACCAGAAGGAGAAAUCAAUAUUCAUGCUAUCAGGUUGGAGGCUACCCAGACGGAAUAUAAGGUAUUAUUCCUCCACCUUGAGGGUGGGCUCAUCUUGGCAGAAGAGGAGACCAUGGACCAAUGUGUCAGAAUUGGAAUGGGAAUUAAAAUGUUUGAGCACUGUGAAGUACCGCUUUUUGUGGAUGGAGCAGGGGUCCUCAAUGAAGCAGUCCCCAAUUUGCAAAAGGUCUCAGCAACGUAGAGGAUGCCACUUUGGGAGUAUCAGACACAAUAUAUGAUCCCAGCAGAUUCAUGGGUACUUGGAUGCACAAUAUAAAAUAGGUAGUAGUCAGCACGGUUUCCUUAAGGGAAAAUUUUGCCUGACAAAUGUGUUUGAAUUCUUUGAGGAAAUAACAGGCAGGAUAAACGGUGGAGAAUUGAUGGAUAUUGUGAACUUGGAUUUUCCAAAGGCCUUUGACAAGGUGCCACAUGAGGUUGCUUAGGAUGUUAAGAACACAUGGUAUUAUAGGAAAGGUAUUAGUAUGGAUAGAGCAUUGGCUAAUUGGCAGGUAGCAAAGAGUGGGAAUAAAGGGAACCUUUUCUGAAUGGCUGCCAGUGGUCUAUGUUGGGAUUACUUCUUUUUAUGUUGUAUGUCAAUGAUUUGAAUGAAGAAUUCAUGGUUCUGUGGCCAAGUUUGCAGACGAUACAAAGAUAGGUGGAGUGUCUGCAGAAGGAUUUAGACAGAUUGAAAGAAUGGGUAAAGCAGUGGUAGAUGGAAAACAGUAGCAGGAAAUGUGUGGUCAUACGCUUUGGUAGAAGGAAUAAAGGCGUAGACUAUUUCCUAAACGGAGAAAAUUCAAAAAUCUGAGGUGCGAAGAGACUUCGGAAUUCUCAUGCAGGAUUCCCUAAAGGUUAACUUGCAAGUUGACCUAGUGGUGAGGAAGGCAAAUGCAGUUUUAGCAUUCAUUUCAAGAGAACUAGCUGAGGCUUUAUAAGGGCUCAUUUAGAGUAUUGUGAGCAGUUUUGGGCUCCUUAUCGAAGAAAAGAUGUGCUAAAACUGGAGAGGUUUCAGAGGAGGUUCACAAAAAUGAUUAUGGGAUUGAAAGGCUUAUCAUUUGAGGAGCGUUUGAAGGCUCUGGGCCUGUAUUCACUAGAAUUUAGAAGAAUGAGGGGAAUCUCACUGAAACGUAUUGAAUGUUGAAAGGCCUAGAUAGAGUGGAUGUGAAGAGGAUGUUUCCUGUAGUGGGGGAGUCUAGGACCAGAGGAUACAGCCUCAGAAUUGAGGGACGUCCAUUCAGAUAAGAGAUGAGGAGGAAUUUCUUUAGCAUAAGGGUGUGGAGGCCAGGUCAUUGAGUGUAUUUAAAGUGGAGGUUGAUAGAUUCUUGAUAAGUCAGGACAUGAAAGAUUAUGAGGUGAAAGUAGGAGAAUCGGGUUGAGAGAGAAAUGGCCUAAUUCUGCUUGAUGACAUUGACAUCUUAGUUUUCUGGAAAAUAUUUGCUAAAGAGAGGAUGUCAUUAAACGAGAAAGAGUGCAGGAAAGAUUAAAAAGGAUACUGUUUGGAGUGGAGUUACAAGGAGAGGCUGGAUAGGCUGGGGCUUUACCCUCUGAGUGUAGAAGGUUAAGAGCUGACCUUAUGGAGAUUUAUAAAAUCAUGAGGGGUAUAGAGAAGGUGAAUGCUCAGUCUUUAUACCAGGGUGGACAAGAACUAUAGGGCAUUGAUUUAAGGUGAGAGGUGAAUUUAAAUGGAACCUUUAACAUUUUCACACAGCGUGUGGUAAGGUAGAGUAUAUAGAAUGAAUUGCCAGAGGAAGUGCUAGAGGUGGGUAUGAUAACAAUUCUUAAAACUCAUUUAGAAAGAUGUAAAGAUAGAAAAGGUUUAGAGGUAUACAGGCCAAAUACAGGCAAAUGGGAUUAGUUCAGGUAGGUAACUACCUGUGUACCAUGGGGGUGGUAUGGUAGCAUAGUGGCUAGUGCAAUUGCCAGCGAUUACCAAUCAAGGUUCACUUGCUGCUGUCUGUAAGGAGUUUGUAUAUUCUCCCUGCGACCACAUGGGUUUCCUCGGAUGUUGCAGUUUCCUCCCACGUUCCAAAGACGUAUAGUUAGGGACAGGGUUAGUGAGCUAUGGGCAUGCUAUGUUGGUGCCAGAAGUGUGUCGAUACUUUGGGUUGCCCCAGCACAAUCCUCGAGCUGUAUUAGUUGUUGAUGGAGAACAGUGCAUUUCACUGAUUGUUUUGAUGUAUGUGUGUCAACUAAAGCUAAGCUUUAUCUUAAAAAAAACUUGUUUGUCAUAUAUGUGUUGGAUUAGAGGGCUUUUUAUCCUUGCUGUAUAACUGUGAUUCUAAAGCAAAGGUAUAAGCAGUUUAGAAAGAUAAAUAAUUUAACGUGAGUCUGAGAGAUAAAUAAUUAAUCUAAAUUUGUACCCAUCUCUACUACUUCCUCUGGCAUCUCCUUCCAUGUACCUCCAACCCUCAGUGCGAAAAAUGCUAUUCCUUUAAAUUAUUCAUCUUUCUAAGCUGGUUCAUGUGUAGUAGUUUCAGAUUUAAUAUGAAGAGAAAUUUGCUAGUUUAUUGCAGAGAGAGCAGC
This is a messenger RNA of Hypanus sabinus (Atlantic stingray), 6363 nucleotides long. RefSeq names its product WD repeat domain 27 (gene wdr27). Bases 5 to 2404 code for a protein of 799 amino acids. Gene Ontology annotation, molecular function: protein binding. Lineage: Eukaryota; Metazoa; Chordata; Chondrichthyes; Myliobatiformes; Dasyatidae. The transcript is spliced from 23 exons. The record is from RefSeq and is a predicted model, not a curated record.